Messenger RNA from Pecten maximus, 8144 nucleotides. RefSeq names its product ecotropic viral integration site 5 ortholog-like. The transcript has 20 exons. Lineage: Eukaryota; Metazoa; Mollusca; Bivalvia; Pectinida; Pectinidae. The record is from RefSeq and is a predicted model, not a curated record. The coding region runs from base 265 to 2850 and encodes 861 amino acids.
GGAAUAGGUCAAGUGGUCACUUAUAGAUAGAUGAUCGAGGCUUGACGAAAAUUGUCUGUACACCGGUCACCAGCUAUAUAUAUAUAUAUGUCACUUGUUAGAAAGAUGUGGCUCCAGGAUGUUGUUUGUACACACGGGCUAUAUGUCACUUACACAGUAAAACAUAGUUUAGAUUAGUGGUGACUGGGAUCUGGUGUUGACAUCAUCAGGCUUCAUCUGCUGACAUGACCAGACGAGUCGACUAGAGGUCCCGAGACCAGCCCAAUGUCCGCCCCUGACCAGCCUCCCCUGGACAAUGGUCACGCUACAGAGGCUGACCUCCUCAACAAGUUGGAACUUGCUAAUAGGUUGUUAGAGGCAGAUCAGAAGUCAUGCAGCUCUCUGAAUUCUGCGCCGUCCCCGACACCUGGUCACUCGCGGAAGGGAUCCGGGUCGAGUGUGCAGUCAUCGACGUCCUCCAACAGUCACUAUAGUACGCAGCAGACAGAUGACGAAAAUAGUUCUACAUCAGGAAACCUGUGGGAUGUGUGGGGAAAACUUGUCAAUGACUGGGAAAAUGCCAAAAAGAAACAAAUCUGUAUCAAAGAUUUGGUGCGGAAGGGAAUUCCACAUCACUUCCGGGGAUUAGCCUGGCAGCUGCUGUUGAAUGUGAAUGACUCCCCCCACAGACAAAUGUACGCUCAAUACCUGAAGGAAAACUCCCCUAGUGAAAAGCUCAUCAAGCGUGACAUUGCGAGAACUUUUCCAGAACAGGACUUCUUCAAGGAAAAGGAUGGGCUUGGUCAGGAGAGUCUUUUUAAUGUUAUGAAGGCGUACUCUAUACACGACAAGGAGGUAGGGUACUGCCAGGGGAGCGGAUUUAUAGUGGGACUUCUUCUCAUGCAGAUGCCCGAGGAGGAAACAUUUGCGGUGCUAGUAAAACUAAUGCAGGACUAUCGUCUCAGAGAACUUUUCAAACCCAGCAUGGCAGAGCUGGGCUUAUGUAUGUACAAACUGGAGUGGCUGAUACAGGAGCUGCUGCCGACACUGUAUAUCCACUUCCAGACCCAGGGUUUUUACACGUCCAUGUAUGCCUCGUCCUGGUUCCUCACCUUGUUCUCUACAACACUACCAAUGUCUAUGGCAUGUCGAGUCAUGGAUGUUUUUAUCUCAGAGGGUAUGGACCUUAUAUUCCGCUUGGCCAUAGCAAUAUUACAGACUAGUCAGGAUCUAUUGAAGACCAUGGACAUGGAGGGCAUGCUCAAGUUUUUCCAAAAGGAAGUACCUCUUAGAUAUGAACAAGAUCCUGAGAAAUUGUUCCAGGCAGCUUAUCAAGUACGAUACAACACAAAGAAAAUGAAGAAAAUAGAGAAGGACUACACAGCUCUGAAGAGUAAGGAGAAUGAGGAUCAGAUCGAGCUCAGGAGGUUGCGGACCGAGAACAGACUGUUGAGACAGCGUGUCGAUACACUAGAAAAAGAGUCAUCAUCGCUGGCAGAUAAGUUGAUCCACGAUCAGGUGACACGGGCUACGGAGGCUGAGGAAACUUAUGCACUCAAAAACAAGUUGUCCACAACCAAACAGAAACUAGCAGACACAACUCGGAAAUUAGAGGAAGCUCAUGUCCUUCUGGAGGAUGUCAAACAACGGACCCUCAGUAUAGCCACUGCAGGGUCCCUAGAUGAAGAUGAGAGCGAGACUGUGAUACAAGGCCUACAGGAGGAACUCAUUGCACUCCGCCUGAAGGAUGCAGAUACCAACUCUCUAGUCAAAGAACUCAGGUCCAAAAUUAAAGAUUUAGAGGAUACAAAUCUACAACUACAGAGGGCGCCCAGUAAUGAUGUACAGAACCUACAGGAGGUGCUGAUAGCUGUAAAGUUGAGGGAAGCGGAGGCCAAUCUGUCACUCAAAGAGAUGCGACAGAGGGUGCAUGAGCUGGAGUCACUAUGGGAGAAACAUAUAGAGAACAUGACUCGAGACCCUGUGUCUCCUAAAGAAAAGACAACUAAACAGGAACUGAAGCAGGUCAAUGAGGAACUGAUGUCCGUGAAAAUCCGAGAGGCCAACUGUCUUUCUGAUCUCAAGGAGAGUAAACAGAAAAUCAUGGAGUUUGAAACACAGAACCAUAUAUGCACUAACCAGAUACGUAGAAUGGACGAUGAAAAUAAAACGCUGAAAUCCAAGUUGGAAGAAAGAGAUACAGUGGAAAAAGAUUAUAAACAUCAAAUUCAGGAACUUAAUAGAAAAAUGGAUGAUCUCCAUACUCAGAGGAAAGAAGACUCCAUGAUGGUUAGGAUACAGGAGGCAGAACAUGCCCAAUAUGUAGCCACAUUGAAACAGAAAAUAGCUGAACUAGAGAUACAGAAGGAGGAGUUACUGACCGCUGACCGUCUGGACACCAAGGUGGAUAACCAGGAUUUAGAGAAUCGUAUCUAUGAUCUUCAGGAUGAGGUUUUACAACUUAAAUUCAUGCAGAAGACACCCGAGAGUGAGAGGCCAAGAAACAAUGGAUUCUGUGGCCCCGGUGAUGAUAAGGUCGACGAUGAGGAAGACGAUGAGGAUUUCUCAGAAUUAGAAAACCCAGAAACAUUAAACAGGACGCUGUCGGAAAUAGUGGACGGUCAGGACUCGUCAGACGACUUGUCGUCACGGUUACAUUGCAAUGGUGUUUUGGACACCGAUUCAUCUCCUGAAGAGAAUAGUGUGGCAUUGUGUGGUAGUCGGUCCGAACUGAAAACAGAUGACUCCUUACUCCAAACAAAAAGUUUAGACAAGUGGCCAUUGACUUGUGAUGAAUAUGGUGCCCCGUGGGUACCGCGGGCUGCCAGUGAUAUUAUCGACGUAGAGAUUUAUAAGGAAAGUAAAGUCUAAUUGUACAGGUUUUAUUUAUAAUUAAUAUGCAACAAUUGAUGAUAUAUAUUUUUUAUGUUUGGCCAAGGUAGGGGUGACAUUUGGCUUUUACUAUGUAUGUGUACUUUUCCAAUGAUUUAGCCAGAUAUAACAACAAUCAUUUGAUAAAAAAAUUCAAGUUGAUGUGGAAUUUUUUUUUUUUUUUCUAUUAUUAAUUUUGAAAUUGCUAAAGCACAAAAACCAAAUUUUUUUACUUUUUUUUCUUCUUAUUUUCAGUAUGAGAGAGGUUGUAUUAUACAUAAUGGCAGUUGUAUCUAGGUAUAUUAUUACUUACGUUGUAUUGUUAAACACAUUCUGAGAGAGGUUGUAUUGUGUAAGCCUUAUAUAGUAUAUAUGAUAGUAUAUUAUAUAUAGAGCACUCUACAACUUUAACUGAUAUUUGUAAACACAGGGUAUUUAUGACACAAGGGCAUUUGUGCUGAAUGUCAUUAUAAAGCUCAUUGGUAUAUGGCCAGUCUCUGUAUCAAAAAUAUCUAAUGGCUAUAUAGGUGAUUGCAAUAUAAAUGUUGGAGGUAGAAUAUUGUCUAAUCUUUCCCCUGCCUUGGUCCUACAAUUCAGGUGUGAGUGGAUGUGGUACUGUUAAAACCUUACACAUGGCCACAUCAUGUCUCAUUUUCUGGCCCAUCUUGACCCUGUGUGUGUCAGCCCCAGGCUUAGCCCUGUUCAUGUUUGCCCCUACCUUGGCCCUGUAUUUGUCUGGCCCGUCUUUGCCCUGUGUGUGUCAGCCCCAGGCUUGGCCCUCUGCUUGUCAUCCCUGUAUUUGCCCUGUAUGUGUCUGCCCCUGUCUUAGCCCUGUGCUUGUCAGCCGAAGGCUUUGCCCUGUGGGUGUUUGCCUCUGUCUUUGCCCUGUGCAUGUUUGCCCCUGUCUUGGCCCUGUGUGUGUCAGCCCCAGGCUUAGCCCUGUGUGUGUCUGCCCCUGUCUUUGCCCUGUGAGUGUUUGCCCCUGUCGUAGCCCUGUGUGUGUCUGCCCCUGUCGUAGCCCUGUGUGUGUCUGCCCCUGUCGUAGCCCUGUGCAUAUUUACCCCUGUCUUGGCUCUGUAUGUGUCAGCCGAAGGCUUAGGCAUGUGCGUAUUUGCCCCUGUCUUUGUCCUGUGUGUGUCUGGCCUGUCUUGGCCCUGUGUGUGUCAACCCCAAACUUAGCCCUGUGCGUGUCUGCCCCUGUCUUGGCCCCUGGGGUUGGGAUGUGUGUGUCUGCCCCUAUCUUGGCCCCUGGGGUUGGGAUGUGAGUGUCUGCCCGUCAUGGCCCCAUGGGUUUGGAUGUGAGUGUCUGCCCCUGUCUUGGCCCCGUGGGUUGGGAUGUGAGUGUCUGCCCCUGUCUUGGCCCCUGGGGUUGGGAAGUGUGUGUGUCUGCCCCUGUCUUGGCCCCUGGGGUUGGGAUGUGUGCGUGUCUGCCCCUGUCUUGGCCCCUGGGGUUGGGAAGUGUGCGUGUCUGCCCCUAUCUUGGCCUGGGGGUUGGGAAGUGAGAUGGUAUGGCCCCGUUAUAGUCUACCCAUAUUGUGUGUCAUAGUAUUACAUCGCCGUGGUGCAACGUUGUUAUCAAUAUUGAUGUCCCUCAGUUCAGUGUACACAAUUUUUAGUGUGUUGCGUUUAAUGUGUUCAUAUUUUUUGUGAUUUUAUUGACAUUUUCUCAUUUGCAUGUGUUAUGUUUUGUCUCUGUGAUUUUAUACACUGUACAGUAGCUCUGUAUAGUUCUGACCAUUCUCAGUCAAUCCAUUCGGGAAAAAAAUUAAAUAAGAGGAAAAUUAGUAUCUUUUCUUAAGUCAACUCUUCAUUACUUCAUAUUUUUUAUGAUUUAUUUCUUAUUGCUGAAGACUGCUUUUAAUUCAUACCUAAAAUAUCAUAUAUUAGUGAAGGGGACUCUGACCUCAACAGGUUUUUACAUGGUUUUAUGCAUUUCCUGAAAGAUGACAAAUGGAGAGUCUGUGGCUUAGCAAAAACUUCCUAUAUUAAGUUUUCUGGUCUUAACGAAGUAACUCUUUAAGUUUUAAUCAGCCAGCCUCAAUAAUGGAACUGUUAGUAUCAACGAAACAAUCCAGACUGCUAGUUUUAGUCUCUUCAUGUAGGUAUAGAAUGGGUGGGGGUACGGUGAGCAGAGGACUCUGUGAAAUAGCUAUACAGUAUUACCAGGCAUAGAUAUCUUAUUUUCUACAAUAUCUAAUUUCAUUGUGAUCUUAUAACAAGAUUUACAUUACAUCAUUCCAUAAUGGCUCUCAUCCACUGUGAAAAAUUCUGAUUACUGAAUUCUCUUAAAUUCUCUCUACUUUGUCGCUGCAGAGGUAACAUUAGUUAAACGUAUUAAUGCUUAAUUCAUGAAUCGGUAUAAAUUUGUAUAAACAGCUGGUUCUGUUUCAGUUGUCCGCCUUGUUUGUUUUUACAGACUCAAAUUUUGUGAUAAUUGGCUUAAAUGUAUAUGUAUACACCAGAGUAUAAUACAAUCCCAAUACAAUGUAGUACAAUCGUAUUAUAUACAUUAUUUGUCAUAAUCCGUUACACGUUCAUUUACCGUAUAACAACACGCUGUAAUGCCAGUAAACGUAGCAAUUCAUUAAUGAUAUUUCAUACCACUUGAUGUACAAGUCCGUAUAUCAGAUUUGAAAUCACUGAUGUACAAGUUCGUAUAUCAGAUUUGAAAUCACUGAUGUACAAGUUCGUAUAUCAGAUUUAAAAUCACUGAUGUACAAGUUCAUAUAUCAGAUUUAUCACUGAUGUACAAGUUCAUAUAUCAGAUUUAAAAUCACUGAUGUUAAAGUUCAUAUAUCAGAUUUAAAAUCACUGAUGUACAAGUCCGUAUAUCAGAUUUGAAAUCACAGCUGGAAUAUUCCACAUGUAUCUCCCAUGCCUAAGUUGAGUUUCCUAAUAUGGUAUGCUGAUUAAUCACCCUUAUAUGGCAAACUUUGAUCACAAAUGCUUUGUGAGAUUUUUAUGCUGAGAUAUGUUUAUAAUGGAAUCUGCAGGUUUAAUAUGUAUUGUCUGAAGAAAUAUCACGAUCAUACAAAAUCACCGUUGAGUUGCUGCAGAGUUUGCGAUUCAGUCCUCAGGGAGAUAACUCCAUUUGUCAACCCCAUUUUUACGAGUUCAUUAGAUAAAACAAGUUCUGGGGACGGGUGUUGUUUAGAGGUCAAAUUAGAGGUCAAGAUUGUCUUUAUUGUGUUCAAACAUUUAGUUUUUAAUUAAUGCUGUUGGUACACCUUCCUCUGCAUGAUGUCAUGCUCACACUUUCCAAUGCAAUAUUCAACGAAUUUGUGUUUUUACAUGUUUAAAUGACAAGUCAUGUGGGGAAAUAUUGUACUUAUAGAUUCUGUCACAAAAUAUCACAUGCUGUUUAAUACAUAAAUGUCUGCAGCUUGUUUUAAGAACAUUGAAUUUUACUGGAAAUUAAACAUGGAAGUAUGACAUUUUACUUUGAAAGUAAUCGUCAUCAUAUAUCAAAAUAUGCCUUACAAAGUGUAAUUAAUGAUUAAAUAACAAAUAUUUGAUAUUAAUGAUGGUGAAUAGAAAUCUGAAUACAGAAUUAUUUAAGGCAAUAUUUCCAACGGUUAAGUAGUAUUAACUUUUCACAUUGUUUCAAUUUUAUAUGAAAAAGUACCAAACUAUCCGAAAAAAAAUCAUAAAAUAUUUUACUCCACACUAAAAUGUACAAAAAGGGUAAUUUAGAAUUAGUGGGAAAUUAUUGUUUUAUGUUGUACAUUGUAUAUGAUAACAGAGAUAUUAUUUAUGUGCCUGCUUGUUACUUUAUAGCAUGAUCCAUUCUCGUUUAAUUUGAAGUUAAAUCAUCAUUAUUGAUGCAUGAAUAUCUGACUAUUGAGAAUUAUGAUGCAAUUCAUUGUGAAAAAGCAUUGCUUCAGUGAAAAAUUUAGGAUAAAUUAAGGUCCUGUGUCUUUACCAAGAAUAUUUCAUCAAUAGAGGCCAAGAUCCUGUGUCGUUGCUAUGGAUAUUCUGCAUGAUCGCUCGGUCUAUAUCAUGUGAACUAUCUACCGCCUUUGUGCGAAUUCAUGAAAUUGGUGUAUUAGAAACAAGAUCAUGAAACUGGUAUUUUAGAUACAAAAUCAUGAAACUGGUGUUAUAGAAACAAGAUCAUGAAAGUAAUAUAUUAGAAAUGAGAUCAGAGUAUGAAUUUGGUGCAUACAUGUAGACGUGAAAAUUGAUUUAAUCUGAGAUGUCCUGUAUGAUGGUAUUCCUUUUGUUGUUGGUUGUACACAUGGCUGCCAACUACUCAGGCUGACCAUGGACGUAACUGUUCCAAUAUCUUCCCGGGAAAAUCACCCCAGUGUGAGGGAAUUUAUUAUGUUAGAUUUGUUAUUAUAUGUGCCAAACAGAACAUUUGAGAUAAGUUAGUGGUAGAUUUCUCUGUCAAACAAAAACACAUGUGAUCAAAUGUAUUUUUAUGUGAUUUUGUGUACGGAAAAACCGUGCAUAGCUAAAAAAAAAUUCACUUAAGCAAGUUAAAUGUUAAAGGUUUAAUAUAUAUAUAUAUAGACAAAAGAAAAAAUUCAAUGAUUACAGAGUUUUUUUACAACAAAAUUUUGCGUUUUGAGUAUCAAAAGGAAUUUACUAAAAGUUAUUUUUUUCCAAUAUUUAACAGUAUUGAACAAAAUUGAUUUUUUUUUUUACUUGUCAUGUCUAUAAUUAACAUUGAAAAGUUUACAUAUAAUUGUUUAUGUCAUUAAAAUGUUUCAUAUUUCAUUUGUACAAAAAAAUCAUUUACACCAUAAGAAGUAAAAUCACAUCUGCAAAGUAGAAAAUAAUGUAAUAGUCAUCAAACAUGAUGACUAGGUCUUGAAUAUUAUAAGAAUAUUGAAUAUGAACUGCCUUGCAAUGUGCUUGUUAUCUGUUGAGAGUUAAUCCCGAUCCACAUUGCAUUACAUAUGUGGUUUACGUCUGUCCAAGCUUAAAACGCAGGGACGUUCAAUGUUUUCUGGGACUCACUCAAGACAUCCUGCUUGUUUUAAUGGAGAAUAGAAACAUGUGGUCAGUCCAAAGACAGACAUAAUAAACUAUAGCUUGUGAUCAGUCUACAAUUCCAUUGUGAUUAAGAAUUAUGUUUUUAAAUUCAAAAUCAGAAUAUUUUAACAAAGUUGUUACACAAGUUAUGAUAUAUGUUGUAGUGACACUGUUGGAGGAAGUCUUGAGUGAAAUUCAGAAAAAAAAAUGCUGUUUAUUCAACCUAAUUCAUGCAAUUAUAGGCUGAAUGCCUACGCCAUUUGAUCAUCUUGUUAUUUUGUACCUGAUGCAAUUGACAAUAAAAACAAAAAAUA